Caenorhabditis angaria is the source of this 1192-nucleotide messenger RNA. NCBI's taxonomy places the organism in Eukaryota, Metazoa, Nematoda, Chromadorea, Rhabditida, Rhabditidae. The record is from the annotation of a GenBank genome assembly.
AUGUUGGCGAUGGUGAAUAAGGUGUUGGAUUGGAUCCGAAGUCUAUUUUGGAAGGAGGAAAUGGAACUCACAUUGGUUGGACUUCAAAAUUCCGGGAAAACCACUUUUGUCAAUGUUAUCGCUGUAAGUUGCUCAAUUUCAAUGAUUUUUACACGAAAAUAUGUGUUUUAGAGCGGUCAAUUCACUGAAGAUAUGAUUCCAACUGUUGGUUUUAAUAUGCGCAAAAUCACCAAGGGAAAUGUCACCAUCAAAUUGUGGGAUAUCGGAGGUCAACCGCGUUUCCGAUCAAUGUGGGAGCGAUAUUGUCGUGGUGUGAAUGCUAUCGUUUUUAUGGUUGAUUCAGCAGACGAGGAGAAGUUGGAGGUAUGGAAAUUUCACAUCAGAAGCUCUGAAAAUCAUAUGAUUUUUGGCUUGAAAUUGAUUUUCCAGGGUUCUCGCAACGAAUUAAUGCAACUUUUGGACAAACCACAACUCGAAUCAAUUCCAGUUUUGGUUUUGGGGAACAAAAAAGAUUUGGAAGGUGCUUUGGAUGAGCGACAACUUAUUGAAAGAAUGUGAGUGGUUUUUUUUUAAUGAAAAAUGAAAAAAAAAACAUUGCAGGAACUUGUCGGCAAUUCAAAAUCGCGAAAUUUGUUGCUAUUCGAUCUCGUGCAAAGAAAAGGAGAAUAUUGGUGAGUUUUUUGGGGGAAAUUUGAAUUUCUGGAAUUCGCCGGGGAGUUUGAGCGCGGGAGAUGGGAAAAUUUGAAUUUCCCGCGAUUUUUGACCUAGAAAUGUACAUUUCCUGUACUCCCAGAAAAUUUAAUUUUUCGAACUCCCGCGUGAUUUUGAGCGCGGGAAGUCAGAAUAUUUGAAUUUUUGAUCUAGAAAUGUCCAUUUCCUGUACUCCCACGAUUUAACUACCAGAAAAUUGCAUUUUUCAAAUUCACGGGUGAUUCGGAGCGCGGGAGAUAGGAAAAUUUGAAUUUCCCGCGAUUUUUUACCUAGAAAUGUCAAUUUUCUGUCCUCCCACGAUGUAAAUACCAGAAAAUUGAAUCUUCCGGAUUUUGAGCGCGGGAAAUCAGAAUAUUUGAAUUUUUGACCUAGAAAUGUCCAUUUUCUGUACUCCCAUGUUGUAACUAUCUCAAAAAAUCAACAUUUUCUUCCAGAUAUCACUCUCCAAUGGCUUAUCGAUCAUUCAAAGGCGCAACGCUAA